AUGGACACGUCCAGACGCUCCUCGCGGGCAGCUCGCGCGAGCCAAUCUCUACAAUCGUCACAUCACUCCUCCGCCUCCUCGAACUCAUCCGGUCGCGCAGAUAGAGCUACGAGAUCUCACCAGAAGACCGGAUCACCGCGAAAAUCCACUCCCUCGGGCUCAUUGUCCUCAGAACCUCCGGAAGACACAAUCACGACCGCCGCCGUCGAAGACACAAUCCAGACACGCCGAAAGCGCGGUCGAGCCGACGAGCGAGAGAAAUCCUCAAAAGUCCAAGCAGUUCAAGUCGAAACAACGAAUGGCACUGAAGAGGUUGGAGAGGACGAUGAGGCCGUUCGCUGCAUUUGCGGAUUCGACGAAUACCCAGGCCCACCACAACUCGGCGACGAAGACAGCAAACAUGGCGUUAGGGAAGGAAUUGAAGAACCCAUAAUCACUGUCGCAGAUGUGACGGAAGACUUGGCCGGAUUUUUUCUGCAAUGCGACGUUUGCAAGGUCUGGCAGCACGGCGGGUGCGUUGGCAUCAUGAACGAAGACACAAGUCCCGAAGAGUAUUUCUGUGAAGAAUGCCGGAAAGAUCUUCACAAAAUAUUCACAGCUCCUAACGGACAACGCUAUUCACAUUAUCUCCCACUUUACCAAAGUUUAUCGCGAACGACCUCUCGGGCAGCAUCUUUCUCCAAAGAUGGCACACGAUCUCCACGAGGCAGCAAAAGCGGUCGUCCUUCAUCAAGUCUACAGAGUGCGAAGCGGAGAUCGACAAUGAACAGCCGAGAUGCUGCUUAUGACGAGGAGGAACAGUUACGGCGUGCCAUAGAGGCGAGCAAAGGAGAGAAGAGUGGCGAAAGUACUGAUGGGGGAACAAGGCGAGGGAAACGGGGUCGUAGUGAGAGUGAAGAUAAACUAGAUGGGGUCAAGCGGCAACGGACAUCAUCAGUCUCACCUUCACCGUCUGGUGAACCCCAUCAAUUUGCGUCUCAGGCUGAUUCUGAUGACGGCACUGCUGAAAGGCCCACUGUAGGCAAAAAGAUCAGAGGGGCUGCUGCAAGAAACCACAAGGAAAAGGCUGAGAGAGAAGAACGUGAGAGGUCUCGACAAGAGGCUGCAAAUAAGCGGAAAGGGCGGGCAGAACGUCGGAGGAUUGAUGACCCCUCCGAAGAAUUACCACUCGCAACGAGAGUGAUGGUGACCAAAACCACCGAAGAUACCGCCCAACCUCUGGAUCCACCUUCUUCGUCUCAAGUAGCGGCGCCCGACACACCACCGCAAAGCACACCCUCUACAUCUCAUCGAAAAGGCGGUAGACCACCGAACCCCCGCAAGGGCAAACUAGGAAAGAAUCAAUACACGAAAGAUCGGGAUCAACUGGAUGGCGAAGAUCCAUCCCCGAAUAGAUCCCAAUCUCGGGACGUGCCACGAGGCGAUGAUAGCGGGCAAAAUUCAGGAAACAAAGGACCCGGCAAUGAAGGGAGUAAAUCAGGGAAAUCAAAAAGUGCCAGCAAAAUAACAAUGUCCGACAUGAAAAAGAGAGUGGCAGCUAUCCUCGAUUUCAUCACCCGCACACAGUUCGAAAUGGCUGGCGAGUCGAUGUCGCUAGCCAGUGGAGAGGCUCCAGCGAAGAUGAUCCGAAACAUAGCAGAUGGGCUGCCAAUGAUCAAAGUUAACGGCGAUAAGCGUACCGAGGGAUCGAAAGAGGGUGAGGCCAGAGAAGUGACUGCCAAUAAGGAGUUUAAGGAUUUGUCCUGUCUCGAGAUGAUGGAUGUUUUAACAAGGCAGUUGGUUAAAUGGCAAAAGGAGUUUGCAACAUAG
Molecule: messenger RNA, 1809 nt
Organism: Hyaloscypha bicolor E
Lineage: Eukaryota; Fungi; Ascomycota; Leotiomycetes; Helotiales; Hyaloscyphaceae
Exons: 4
Coding region: 1-1809 (602 amino acids)
Biological process (GO): negative regulation of silent mating-type cassette heterochromatin formation; negative regulation of rDNA heterochromatin formation
Cellular component (GO): Rpd3L complex; Rpd3L-Expanded complex
Source: RefSeq, a predicted model, not a curated record